This is a messenger RNA of Coccidioides immitis RS, 988 nucleotides long. RefSeq names its product chromatin modification protein EAF6. Lineage: Eukaryota; Fungi; Ascomycota; Eurotiomycetes; Onygenales; Onygenaceae. The transcript is spliced from 3 exons. Gene Ontology annotation, cellular component: NuA4 histone acetyltransferase complex. The record is from RefSeq and is a predicted model, not a curated record. The coding region runs from base 77 to 757 and encodes 226 amino acids.
CAACGGCUGAGUUUCCUUUUCACCUUUGAAAGCCAGCACUACCCCCCACAUCCAUACGCAAGGUAGCGACAGGCCAAUGACAGAGAACGUCCCUCCGUCCACCGCGCCCUCCGUGCCUGGCACAACCGCCGCGACUGGGCCAGGUGCAGCAGACCAAGCUCCUCCGACGCGCGGAGUACCAUAUUACGAGAAACUACGCAAAGAAUUACGUGACACGCUCCAGAAGAAGAGGUUACUUGACAGAAAUCUCGCAACCCUAGAAGAAUCAAUCUACCGCUUCGAGCAAUCCUACCUCGAAGAAACCGGCGCCGGAAAUAUAAUCAAGGGUUUUGACAACUACAUCAAAGGCUCCGCAGGAGCGUCCUCACUCGGCGCUGCAGGUGGACUUGGCUCCUCCUUCGCGGGUGGCACCUCUGGAGCGGGCGGCGGAGGGCCCACAACGAGAAGGAAAGCACAAGUGUCAGAUCUAGACAGGGUGUUCUCCCGGAGUUCAGCGAGUUUCAUGAGGGACUCUCCCGCUCCUUCGAGCGCACACACCACGCCUUCCCAUGCCCCUACACCAACCUACUCCGGCUCCAGCGGCAAAGCCGACAGAGACGCCAAAGAUUCAUCUGCGCCAAACAGCGUGAAGGGCGCGGCGAGCAAAAACAAAAAGAAAUCUGCCGGAGCCGCUCGCGAAAGAGAAGAUGACGAUGAUGGUGGGGAGACGAAACCACCCGUGAAACGGCUGAAAAUUACAUAUGGCAGGGGAGACUGAAAGGGAGAAUGGCACUGGGCGGUUUUAUGGUCGUUUCUCAGCUUCGCGACAAUGACCCUGAGCAAUAGACUCGCUGGUUCUGUCUGUGGAAUCUAUUCUAGAGGAUCUGGAUUGAGCUUUUAUAUCUUACUUGUUUAAAGGUUGCAUAAGCGAUGGUUGGUCUCGGGGAGUUCCAUCGGUUGGUAGUUGCGGCGCAACAGUGUUGUUAUUAUAUAUGUGGUGAGGUGAGCG